Messenger RNA from Phacochoerus africanus (Common warthog), 3464 nucleotides. RefSeq names its product olfactory receptor 2AE1-like. Bases 1760 to 2851 code for a protein of 363 amino acids. The record is from RefSeq and is a predicted model, not a curated record. Lineage: Eukaryota; Metazoa; Chordata; Mammalia; Artiodactyla; Suidae. Gene Ontology annotation, cellular component: membrane. The transcript has a single exon. Gene Ontology annotation, molecular function: G protein-coupled receptor activity; olfactory receptor activity. Gene Ontology annotation, biological process: G protein-coupled receptor signaling pathway.
CACUGCUCCAUGAUGGGAACUCCACUCUAGAUUUUUUUAAAGUUCAGUUUCACCAUAGAGAUCAAGCUAUCAUUCUGAUCAGUGUUUUUGGGAGAAUGUGAUAGAGGGCUUACUGGCUGAUUAAAUGUUAUAAUUGGAGUUGAAACACCCCGGCCCAUAAUUCGAAGGCUCCCAGUUAUACUCAGGACGCAUAUCUCAUUUGCUCUCAAGCACGUACUAUGGUUUGUUAUGUGUCUACUUGGCUCCCAUGAACACCUCUAUAACUACACUUCAAGCCACUUGUUUCAGGGUGAGGGAGCGCUUGGUAAGACCAGUGGAUUCCUUGGGCAAGGGGCCCAUCCCCACACUUGAUGUGCUAUGAAAGAAGCUCCUUAGUCACAGCAGCUCUGUGUAUACCAUGAGGCUGAAUCCAGGGUUCUGUAUGUCCACAGGGGGUUGUUUGGCAGCAGAGCUGAAGGAAAGGGAGGCAAAUCCAUCUCCAGAGUGUCCAAUCCAGUGAGAACAAAGUAAUUUCCCUGCCUCAAUGGCAGCCAUCAAUAUAAUGCAUCUACCACCCAGUAUCUGGCUGAUUCUGCUGGGGAUGGUGCCACAGCAGGAACUCUGUGUUGGUCUCUGGGAUUGGCAGAUGGGGCCCCAGAAGUGGCUGAGUGUAGACUGAGUGGACAUCCAUGGUGAGUGGAAGGCCACGUCACUGAGCCCACACAGAGCCUCCAUCCAUGCUGUCUGAUCAGCAUCAACAGGAGUGACUGAGAAAGUGAGCACCUGACAUCCACAGAUGGGUAUCACUUGGAAAGGGUGACUCAGUCCAUGGACAACAGUAAUGGGUAUUUCUUCCUUGUUUUUCUAUGAAUACUUGCAUGUGUUUGGUCAUAUCAGGCAGAAGGAUGACUUUGUUGUGUUCAUUGUGGGAUCAUGUGUGUUUUAAGGAGAUGUGUACAUGUGCCACCUUGAUAGGAGAUCCAGUCUGGUGUUGUUGUGAUGUGUCACCUGGGCUAGGAUGCCCGUCAUCUACCAGAACACCUCUCUGGUGAGUGUCAGGUUAAGGUGGGCCCGGGAAAGUUGCUCAGGAAGAUCUCUCAGCCAGAGGGGAGCAGCCAUUCUUAUCACUGAUGACACUGCUGCUGAUCUGCUGACUUACUACCUGGUGGGAGGCAGCCGUGGGCCUGCCAUUACUCUACCUUCCCCAGAUCCUGCCUUAGAUGCUCUGACUUCUGGGCUAGGAGUGUGUGUCUAGCCUCAUUAAGUAGGGCCCCAGCUAGUGCAAGAGAACCCUGCCAACAAGUCCAGAGGCAAGUGACCUGGGUUUCAGUCUGCCCUUGUGGGAUUACCUGUCAUGUCUGUGGGUUCCGGCCUGACCUUGAUCCAUCAUUUUAUUUUUGGCUGCAGCCACUGCCUGGGGAUGUUCCCAGGCCAGGAAUUGAACGUGAGUCACUGCAAUAACUGGAGCCACUGCAGCCACAUCACUGGGUACUUAACCCGCUGAGCCACAGGGAACUCUCCCACUAUCAUCCAUUUCUAUCCAUCUUUCCUGACUGAUGGCUUACCCCAUGGACUGCAAUUUCCUACACUGGUCCAACAGCAUUCCACAGACUGCUUACCCAGCCCCCAGAGUCAAGUAAGGCCAACUUACCGUACAAUCUAUUAAAUGUGUACAUAUAUGUUGUGUAAAUCUCCCAGUGGUUCAGCCUCUCUAUUUAAACCUUGACUGAUACAUAUUUAUAAUUUUUUUCAUAUAAAAUUUUGAGUGUACAGGAAAAGCAUGUUAAUAAAAGAAGAUGAGUAUAUACAUACAUAUGUGUGUGUCCAUAUAAUUUUCCUUAAUGAGGAAAGACUCUUUCCGACAGCACCUGGCUCCCCACUUCCUGUUUCCCCAGGGGCAGAGACAGGGGACAUGGGGCAGAGGAAUCAGACCUCUCUGGCUGACUUCAUCCUGGAAGGGCUCUUUGAUGACUCCCUGGCCCACGCUUUCCUCUUCUCCUUGACCAUGGUGGUCUUCCUGAUUGCGGUGAGUGGCAACACCCUCACCGUCCUCCUCAUCUGUGCCGACCCCCGGCUUCACACCCCCAUGUACGUCCUGCUCAGCCAGCUCUCCCUCAUGGAUCUGAUGCAUGUCUCCACCACCAUCCCCAAGAUGGCCAUCAACUACCUCUCUGGCACCAAGUCCAUCUCCUUUGUGGGCUGUGCCACCCAGCACUUCCUCUAUUUGUCUCUGGGUUGUGCUGAGUGUAUUCUCCUAACUUUCAUGUCCUAUGACCGCUACGUGGCCAUCUGUCACCCACUGCGUUAUGCUGUUCUCAUGAACAGAAAGGUGGGACAGAUGAUGGCUGUUAUGUCUUGGUUGGGCGCAUCAGUAAACUCCCUCAUUCACACAGCAAUCUUGAUGCACUUCCCUUUCUGUGGGCCCCGGAACAUCCACCACUUCUACUGUGAGUUUCCAGCAGUUUUGAAGUUGGUAUGUGGAGACAUCACUGUGUAUGAAUCCACCAUGUACAUCAGCACCAUCCUCCUGCUCCUGCUCCCCAUCGUCCUGAUUUCUGCAUCUUACGUCUUCAUCCUCCACAGUGUUAUUCAUAUGCAUUCAGCUGGGGGUAAGAGGAAUGCCUUUGCCACCUGUAGCUCUCACCUCACUGUGGUUUCCCUCUGGUUUGGCGCCUGCAUCUUCUCCUACAUGAGGCCCAGGCCCCAGCGCACUCCAUUGCAAGACAAAGUGGGUUCCGUGUUCAACAGCAUCGUCACUCCCACCCUGAAUCCUCUGAUCUACACUCUGCGAAAUAAGGAUGUGGCAAAGGCUCUGAGGAAAGUGCUGGGGAGAGAGAUGAUCACUCAAAAUCCUCAAGAGAGGUUGUCCUGAGUGUGAGUUGAAUGGUUAAAACCCGUUAUAUUGUCCUUAGUAAAUUUCAAAGAAUUUUCAAGGGACCCCAUCCCUGAUGACUACUGCAAAAUUAUAGUGAUUAACAAACAUUCCAGUAUUCUAACCUGGUCUCAGGCAGCUAGGCACCAUAAAGAACUAUCGUAGUCUAUUUGAGCUGCCCUAACAAAAAUACCCAUAGACUGAGUGGCUUAAACAACAAACAUCCAUUUCUCCCAGUUCUGGAGUCUGAGAAGACCAAGGUCAAGUCUUGGAACAUUCUAGACACUCUCUAGUUUCUUUUGGAUCUCAUUUAAAAAGUGACCUUGUCCAAACAAGCCUCCUGAUGACCCUGUUUAAAGCAGCAUCUUCAUCCUGCAUCUCUCGAUUCUACCUUGUAACCCUAAUUUGCAUGAUUUGCGUAAUAUAUUCUACUUACUGACUGCUUUAUUAGAAUGAGCAUUUCAAGAGGGCAAGCAUUCUACUUUGUUUACUAUUUCUCACCCAAGCCAGGAACCAACACGACAUGAAAUAAUUACUGUUUGUUGCAUGGAUUAACAAAAGGGCCAAGACUGUCUUACUGUCUCACCUGACAUGAAUGAUAUUCAAUGAAGAG